This is a messenger RNA of Carica papaya (papaya), 568 nucleotides long. RefSeq names its product zinc-ribbon domain protein. Lineage: Eukaryota; Viridiplantae; Streptophyta; Magnoliopsida; Brassicales; Caricaceae. The record is from RefSeq and is a predicted model, not a curated record.
ACCCGGAAUGGAGUAGAAGGAAGAUCCUGUUGCCAGAACCAACCAGAACCCUUCUCUAUUUCUUUAAAUUACUGUAAUUUAUGACGAACAUAAAACCCUAACAAGUGAAUUCAUCGUAGUAUUCCAAAUCGGGAAGGGGGAAAAAUGUUUUUUUUCUUCGUGGGUGGAUUAGAGCAACAAGUGAGGCAGGUUCUGAAAUCAGGUGCAGGGAGAUGCAUGCGUUGCGGCUCAAAGGCUGAUCUGGUUGAAUACGACAAUGUCCUCAAGCUUUUCUUUGUUCCAGUCUGGAGAUGGCCUGGAAAAAACUCUCUCUACUACUGCAACAAUUGUGCUCUCUUCUUCCCCCACUCUCUCUCUCGUCCUCCUAAUUCGGAGUUUGACACGCUGCCGUCACCUGCUGCUUCUGGAGAUCUGCGAUGCCGUUUCUGUGACCGGCCUGUCGAGUGCGACUUCUCCUUCUGCCCCUUUUGUGGCUCUGCCUUGUAAAUCAUCUCAUCUCUAGUUACUUUGUAAAACUUUCUUCUGUUCUUAAUAAAUUUCUUUUUUACUUUUUGAUAAUUCGAGUAAA